AUGUCGAGUUACCAAGUACCGGCAACACCUCGCGUGAUCUCGCCCUCGCCUACGCCCUCCGAACAGAGCAAUAGGGACGGCUACUUCCCAUCAACAUCACAGCAGAAGACCGCAAUACCACCUAUCGAAGAAGAUGAAGCUGUACCAAACGGCUCUCUCGGCGCAGAAGACCCAGAAUUAGCACGCGCGCGAGCACGAAGUCGCUCUCCACAAAUCGAACGACGACCACAGACCCGAGCGAUGGGAACUGCUAAUGGCAGUAUCUCGAGCUCUGUCGCCGGAUCGAAACCACUGCGGAGUCGAAAGGAAGUGAAUAGGAUACAGCCGGUAGGAGGAGGUGAUGAUGAUGCAAACGGACUUCUAUCCCCAGAAAGUGCGCGAAAAGAAGGCGAAGGCUUCGGUGCAGCAUACUGGCGGAGUUUGUCAAGGAGUCCGUCGCCGUUGGGACUGAUACCUAUACAUCGGGAAUGGAGGGCUUUUGUGCAUAAGCAUGAGGUCCCCCGCAAAGUCCUCCACGUCUCGAUAGGCUUCCUAGCCCUCUACCUCUACUCCGCCGGCUACCAACCAACCGACAUCCACCCCUUGCUCCUCUCUCUCCUCAUCCCGAUCGGAGCAACAGACCUUGUCCGUUUCCGCUGGCCAGCGCUGAAUCGCGUAUACAUCCGCGCCCUUGGACCAUUCAUGCGCGAGGCCGAAGCCCACGACCAGUUCAACGGGGUUAUAAGCUAUCUAGCAGGUAUUUGGUUCACGAUGAGGUUCUGUCGGAAGGAUGUCGCGAUCAUGUCGGUGUUGUUGCUUAGUUGGUGCGAUACAGCUGCUUCCACGAUCGGAAGGGCGUGGGGAAGGUAUACACCCCGUAUCCGCCGAGGCAAGAGUCUAGCAGGUAGCCUCGCCGCUUUCGUUGUUGGCGUCGGCUGCGCUUUGCUUUUCUGGAGUGGGCUGGUCCCAGCUUCGACGCAGAACAACACCGGCAUCAAUAGUUUCGCUUUCCAGGGAAAUCUGGAUAUUAGUUCCCGGUUUCAGGGUUCUGAGAUGUUGAAGGAUUCUGGGAUGCUGCAGUCUCAUAUUAAGGUCACUGGGUGGCCGGCUUUGGCUGUGCUGAGUGUUAUUUCUGGACUUGCGGCGAGCGUGAGUGAAGCGAUAGAUUUGUGGGGACUGGAUGAUAAUCUGACCAUACCUAUCUUGUGUGGGAUAGAGCUUGGAGCGUUCCUGUGGGCUUUUGGUUAA
This is a messenger RNA of Recurvomyces mirabilis, 1227 nucleotides long. It is a transcript of the gene DGK1, whose product is annotated as Diacylglycerol kinase. The record is from RefSeq and is a predicted model, not a curated record. The transcript is spliced from 2 exons. Gene Ontology annotation, biological process: phosphatidic acid biosynthetic process. Lineage: Eukaryota; Fungi; Ascomycota; Dothideomycetes; Mycosphaerellales; Teratosphaeriaceae. Gene Ontology annotation, cellular component: endoplasmic reticulum membrane. The coding region runs from base 1 to 1227 and encodes 408 amino acids. Gene Ontology annotation, molecular function: ATP-dependent diacylglycerol kinase activity.